GUGUGUGUGUGUGUGUGUGGCGUGCUGCCGCCGCAUAGAGAAGCCGGGAUUCAGUGAGGGGUUGAGUCGGGAGCAGGGCAGGCUGUCUGUAUUUUGUCCCAAAAGUCUUGGGAACAAACAGUGUCACCCUGCGGACACAGCCGGAGUGCACUGCACAGACCCUGCUUGUCUGGUCUGCUCUUUCCAGCCCCUGGGAUCUCUCUGGGAGAUCUUGUUGCUGCGCCUGCUUAGCCGGCCAGCAGCUGUCCUUUCAUGCCCGCCGUGAGCACCAUUUGUCCUUCUUGUUCUCCUCUGCCCAACUCAUUCCUGUAACAGGCACAGACAGAUUUCCUCUUGCAUCAGAUAAAUGGUGUGCAGCUGUACACUCCACCCUCCGGGUUGUACAAGAAAAUAUAAGGGCUCAGGGAGAAAUGAAAGCAUAGUCAGAGACACUGGAAGAGCUGCCAGUGGAAAGAGGGAUAAAAGUGAAGAAAUUACCUUUGUGAACAGAAUUUCACUUGAUUUGUCUUUUAUACCAAAGAUGACAGGAGAAAACGCAAACUAUACCUUAGGACAAGAGUCCACUCCUUGGAUGACUUAUAUUUUGGAAUGUUAUUCAGUCUUUUUUCCUUAUCACUUGGGAUUGACAGUGAUUCCAAUUAUACUGUAUUAUCCAUUGAUCAUUGUGAUCUGUUUUUGCUAUGUGGGUAAUGCCAUUUAUGUCAUUUACGGAAAAAUUGGUAAAUUUUCAGUAGAUAUCAAUAACAAACAAUGGGACAAGCCAAGGCAAAUCGUGGCGUUCAUUUCAGAUAUCGGAGGAAAAGUGGGACAUGGUUAUGAGAUCAGCGGAGCUGAAAACCUACCAGAAGGGCCAGCAGUCAUUGUGUAUUUCCAUGGAAGCAUUCCUAUGGACUGUUACCUUUUUCAACAGAGGCUCUAUAGAAAAACAGGAAGACAGUGCCAUCUCGUGAUAAGUAAUGAGAUUUUAAAAAUACCAGGACUACACACAUUUUUUUACAUGAAUGGCUGUUUUAAUCGUACUAUAGAGGAAUGUGUGAACACUCUGAAAAAAGGGCAUGUGUUGAUGAUUGCACCAGGUGGACUUGAAGAAGGAAAUGCUGGAGGUCACAAUUACAAACUGAUUUGGGGGAAACGUAAAGGAUUUGCUCAAGUAGCCAUAGAUGCAAAAGUGCCAAUCGUUCCUAUGUUUACACGAAAUAUCCAGGAGGGAUAUUGGACAUAUGCAAAAAUGUGGGUAAUGGAAUGGAUUUGUAAGCAAACUAGGAUUUACUUACUUCCACAAGGUGGAAUGCUCCCAGUCAAGCUUCGGACAUAUAUUGGGGAACCCAUUAAAUAUGAUCAAAAUAUAACUGCAGAAGAACUAGCUGAAAAAGCAAGAAUUGCAGUGGAAGCUUUACGAGACAAACAUCAGAAAUUGCCCGGAAACAUACUUCGUGCUCUUGGGGAACGCUUUGAGAUGCAUCCCAAAGACGAGUAAUUUGCAUGGUGGCGUCUUCUGGUAGAAGAAUUGGGCCAGUUCCAGACUGGGCCAGUUCCUUGAGGGUAUUUCUGGUUCUACUGAAGACCGAGAGGAAAUUAACAAGUGGGGAAGAUUUUUAUUUUAUUUUAUUUUGGGGGAAAUGGAGAUUAUUGCUGCUUCACAUCUGUUCUAUUUGUAUUUUAUCUCUGCACUCUUGGUAUUAUACCGCCUUGGGGCUAUCUUUUUAACGAAAGGCAGUAUAAAAGUGCAAAAACAAACAAACAAACAAACAAAUAAAUAAAUAUUAUUAUUUGCACUGCUUUUA
This is a messenger RNA of Hemicordylus capensis (graceful crag lizard), 1784 nucleotides long. Its product is annotated as transmembrane protein 68-like. Gene Ontology annotation, cellular component: membrane. Gene Ontology annotation, molecular function: acyltransferase activity. The transcript is spliced from 8 exons. Bases 347 to 1477 code for a protein of 376 amino acids. The record is from RefSeq and is a predicted model, not a curated record. Lineage: Eukaryota; Metazoa; Chordata; Lepidosauria; Squamata; Cordylidae.